Molecule: messenger RNA, 3561 nt
Organism: Cryptotermes secundus
Lineage: Eukaryota; Metazoa; Arthropoda; Insecta; Blattodea; Kalotermitidae
Gene: wfs1
Product: wolframin
Exons: 9
Coding region: 7-2652 (881 amino acids)
Biological process (GO): endoplasmic reticulum unfolded protein response; calcium ion homeostasis
Cellular component (GO): endoplasmic reticulum membrane
Molecular function (GO): protein binding
Source: RefSeq, a predicted model, not a curated record
UUCAUCAUGGCAGGUGUGGUUCCAAUGCGUGGUAAAACGUCAGGUAGAAAGCAGUGGACCUUACACGAUGGCCCUAGAGGUUCACUACGACGCCUUCGAAGUCAGCUGGCUGAAGAUGGAUGUCCUGAAUCACAAGUUAUACUGGCAAAACAUCUACUUGAAGAAAAGUGUGAACUGGAUGUGGAUAAAGAAGAGAAUUCCAGGCUUGGAGUAUAUUGGCUGAUAAAGGCAUCUGAACAAGGAAAUGUAGAAGCCACAACUAUUUUGAAACACUGUUUAGAAACAGGGCAAGGAAUAACAGAACAUAAUUACAUGGAUGUCAAGACUUGUCUGAGUAUGUCUCAAGAUGAAAAACUGGUGCGGAGAGCUGCUCGGGAAAUGUUUUCCUGUCUCUCUUCGGGGCAGGAUUUCAUCACGACAGAUCAACUUCAACGAAGAAUGCAAAUGGUAGAAAAGAAUGUUGAUAAAGGACGUGAAUCAGCUGAAAUUUUAUUUGAUGAGAAUGAACAGAAACAGGAAGGUGAGAGUGAUAUUUCUGCCAGAAAGGAAGAAGGGAACCAGCAAGUACUGAAUGAAAUAGCUGAGGAAGCUAAUGGAGACUGGAUGGGCAGAGGAGAGUACACUGGAGAGAAGCUUACAGAAGACCAUCUUGUAUCUGCGGCAACCACGUAUGCUCGAGGAGAACUGCCCCUGGUUCAUCAAGUGCUAACUCUGACUGAUCCACGACACCGAGAUAUUGAUGCUAUGAAUUUUCUUCACCGGAUUUUCUUACACCCUCUCAUAACUCUACAAUCUCUUUAUGGAAAGUUUGUGGAAGCCCUUGCUAAGCGAGGUGGACCUGUAAUAUCAUCAUUGUUUCCAACAGCAUUGUCACAUUUUCAGACUUUGGUUUUGCUAUUCAUAUAUUCCAUCUUGGGUACUGAAAGUUUAAUCUUAUUUAUUCCGAUGGCAUUGUAUUAUGCGUCGUUUUGUGUGAUGGUCGUAUCUACAUUUCAGAUGUUAAACCGAAGACGUGAAUUCAGUGAUUUCCGAGUGUGGUCACAGCUUUUUCUUAGCUAUAGUGGCGGAAAUUUGAAUCCAGAAGAAGCAGAAUACCAGUAUUGUAGCAGCAAAUUAAAGCCAUAUGGUCAUUUCUUUCUUGCUUUGUUAAUUAACCUAGUUGUGUAUCCUCAUAUAGCUCCUCAGUGGACACCACAGUCUGAAUUCACAAUACUCGCCUUCUUCUUAACAAUCCUCACUCUUUAUGCUUUUAUGGAUGAUAAACGUGUUCCAGAUUUUCUGGCUUUGUUCUCAUUUGCCGUACAUGUACUUGCCAAGUAUCCGUAUGAGACGGACGCCGUUGUGAGGCAAGGCUGGAGGUUUCUGGAUAUCCGAAUUCCUACAUUUGCCUCAUAUGUUGUUGGCAACGGCAUAGAAUUCUGUCUCAAUUUUCGUGCCGUUUUCUACCUUCUUAUUCCAGCUGUAUUCAUUAAAAUUGCAGCACGAGACAACUGGCGUGGAACGUACAGAACUCUCAUACCGCACUGUGUUACACUCUCAUGGUGGCAAAUGGCUGUGAUAUCCUCUCAAGGUGCAACAUGGUAUGGUCUGGUUCGGAGCACCCUGGCAUUAGUUGGACUUGUCUUAUUCUUGCCCCUGGCUGGCCUUGCAACAAUUUUACUUCCUGUUGCUGCUGUAGGGAAGUAUCUGGCAGAUUCAGCCGUGUUGGUUCGUGUGACUGCUACGGUAACUCUGGCAUCACUGCCUUUAGCGUUGUCAUGGUAUCUCAGCCACUGCAGAGCACAUGGUACAGCAGGAGGAUUCAUCGACAGACUUAUUACAAGGAUCCAGAUCAUGCUUGGUGUAGUGGCUGCACUGUCAAUGCUAUUGCCAGCACUUUCUGACCUCAGCAGACAGACAGAUGCCCUUGUGGACUAUUCAGAAGGUAGUGGAGGAAGGCUCACCUGGGAGCAGUACCAGAAUCAUUGUCACCAACCAGCCUGGGAACAAUCAUCUGUCGCCUUGGUACAGUUACGCUGCUCUCACCUUGUUGGCACACCAGUUGGUUGGGAUGGAUAUGUCACAGAUGUUAGGAUAAGGAGCAUCAGUAACACCUUGGAAACAGUUUUUUCUAGGUUACCAACACCUCUACAGGAGGCUCUAACCUGCUUUUAUGGCAAUAGAUAUGAUCCUGAUUGUGAUACAGAAACUACACCAGAAUCUGCCCUGGCGAGUUGCAAACUACUCAAAGAUUUAAAGCUGAGCCAUUCAAGCUGUCAUCUAGAGGCCUGGAAUAGGUAUAAAUUUGAAGUUGGAGUGAAAAUGAAAUCAGGGAUGUGGGGGAAAACAGCUGAGGUGACACUCAUUGCAGAUGAUUCAUUUCGUAACUUCACCUUGGCACUUCGUCCUGGUGAUCGAGUGUGGUUUGCUGGUUAUCUGACGAGUGGUAGUGGGAAAGACGAUAGUGACAAUUUACUGGGUGGAUUGAAACCACAGGUGGACCUGGAAGAAAUUGGAUGUUUGGGGUGCCACAGGAGUGAACUUCAGAUACAUAAGAAGGGUGGUGGUGCGACAUUAAAAAGUGGAAGUCCUACUUCAUUAGUAGCAUAUGGAUACGCUGGUGUAAAAUCUGUAUUGAACUUUAUAUUCAAUCCUUUAGUGAUAUUCAAAUGAAAAAGAUUUUGUUAUUAUGUAAGUGUGAAAUAUUUUCAUAGAUUGUAUGGUUUGAUGUAACAAGAUAUUAGCUUAUCCUCCACAAACUGACUGAUCUAAUAAUACAUAUGGCUGUAUAUAUUCUGUCAUAAUAACUUAUGUGGCAAUUUCAAUUUCAUAGUAAUCAUAUAUUCCUUGUCUUAACCAUUUCACUGGAACUAUUCUGAUGCACAUAAUAGCAGUGUGACCAGAAAAAGCACACUGUCUUAUUCGGAUGUUCUGCCAUGCAGAAAUGCAAUAUGGCUGAAAUAAUUCUUAGAGAAGUACACGCAUUAUGAUCAGAACACUUCUGCCAAAUAUACAGGAUGUUGUAACUUUUGUCUUAGGAAAUUCCACAUGAAAAGCAAAAGGAACAUAAGAAAUUAGUGGCAUGAAUUGGAGUUUUAUUUUAAAGAUAUAGAGAAAUAUAUAUCUUUAUAUAUGCAUGUCUGAAAUGUUCAAUGAUAUCCACAGCCAGAUGUCAUUUCUCUUGCGAACAAUGAAAGAGUUAGACAGUGCAUGAUAUUUGAGGUUAUUGCCUUCUUGGAUGUAAUUCCAUGCAAUCAGAUAGGUACCACUGUUUCAGAAGAACCUGUCAUACUGAACUAUAUGGAAUCACAUCCCAGAUAAUAGUAAUCUUUAAAUUUUAACGACUGCUAACUUGUAUGACACCACUUAACAGCAUUUCUGUGCUGUUUCAUUUAAGUUAACUGUAUCUGUUGACCCAACCAUUUCAUGUUCUAAUCUGGCCACAUUUUAAUGCACUAAUGAUCCCUACCACAUCUGCAUGUAAGAAACAGACAUCUGAGUGACAAGGAUUAUUGAUUGAUUCUCAGGUUUAAUGAUACCAUUUCAACUGCAGAUGAUAUAUAGCCCUGAAUAGGGUGGGAA